Molecule: messenger RNA, 1607 nt
Organism: Capra hircus (goat)
Lineage: Eukaryota; Metazoa; Chordata; Mammalia; Artiodactyla; Bovidae
Gene: TMEM91
Product: transmembrane protein 91
Exons: 4
Coding region: 165-710 (181 amino acids)
Cellular component (GO): membrane; intracellular membrane-bounded organelle
Source: RefSeq, a predicted model, not a curated record
GCUGCGGGCCCGGGGCUCUGAGAGGGGUACUGGGCUGAGCGCGGAAACCCCGAGCCCGCAGGCAGGCCUGGACCCCGGGGAGGGCGGGGCUCACUGAGUGCCCCCACCCUGGGCGGCAGGGUCGGGUCGGGUGUCUGUGCAGGGAACUCAGGAGGUCCUGGCCUAUGGCUGUGGGCGGAAGGAGCCUCUCCCCAGCCAUGGACAGGCCCAGUCUUCGAGAACUCCAACAGCCCCUGCUGGUGGGUGGUGAGCUUCCCAUCCAGAAGUCCGGUGAGCCUGAGCUGGGGCCUCCCUUUCGAGAGACAGCCUUUGCGGAGUCGCUGAAGGGCUGGCAGUUCCUGCCACCAUCUCUUCCUUCUGUGAGUGCAGGACUAGGGGAGCCAGGGACCCCUGACUUUGAGGAUGUCUCAUCCAGUGACAGUGACUCGGACUGGGGUGGGGGCGGCCCCCUCUCCCCGCUGCUGCCCCACGACCACCUCGGCUUGGCUGUCUUUUCCAUGCUGUGCUGUUUCUGGCCCUUGGGCAUCGCCGCCUUCUGCCUGGCCCAGAAGACCAACAAGGCUUGGGCCCAGGGGGACGUCCAGGGGGCAGGGGCCGCCUCCCGCCGAGCCUUCCUGCUGGGGGUCCUGGCCGUCGGGCUGGGCGUGUGCACGUACGCGGCCGCCCUGGUGACCCUGGCCGCCUACCUCGCCUCCCGGGACCCGCCCUAGCUGCCCCUGCGGCCCCCGCUGUGAACCCAGAUGCCGGCCGCCCAGCGCGUCUGCGGUCGGAGUGGAGAGUCCCCGGCGGACGGGGCGGCAGCGGCAGCAUCCAGAAACGGGAGUGGGCUGGGCCGCCCCCUCCCGCCCGCCCUCCUGGAGGCCGCAGAGAGCGAUUAAACACCAGACACUCUUGCUGCCAAACCUGUGUCUGUCUGAGUGUGUGGGCAGGUGGACAGGCGGGGCCAGAGUGACAGGCUGUCCCCCGGGGUGUUCCUGGACACCUCAGAGCCAGAGAAGGGAGAAUCCAUGGAGGCUUGGCAGAACUGGAGUGGGAUGUUCCCAGAUGGCAGAACAUUCUCUCCAUCUCUCCAUGGGUAGUCGGCAGGGAAUUAGGGAAAGCGAGGUUCCAAGUCCUUCCUCCUCUGAGUUCACCGUGUAACCCUGUGGUCUGAGCCUCACUUUUCCUCAUCUGCAAAAUGGAACUGAUUUCCCCCACAGCUGGAGCAGUUGUAGAGACCAAAUGAAUGAUACGGUCUACACAGCAGUCUCCUCCUGAGUUCCUUUAACAGCAGUGGCAGAAACCCAACUCUUUUACACAAAAAAGCGGGGGAAAACUGAGAGAACUGGAUUCAGGGUGUCAGGUGAAAUGGUCUGGUCUCCCCAUCUCUUGGCUUCCACUGUGCAGGUGCCCCCUACUGGGGGAGGAAAGUGGGAGCGGGCAGCUCUGGUGCCACCAAGGUCGUCUUUGCCAGGCACCCUCUCACUGGCCCACCUGGGGUCCAAGGCAGCUGCAUCCCACAGCCUGAGAUUGGGACAGCUGGAGCCUCAAAGCAUCAAAGUGCUAGCAGGCAAAAUAGCCCUGUGCCUAAUGUGCUUGUCAGAUACAUGAAUUGGGCCUGAGGGACU